Molecule: messenger RNA, 3406 nt
Organism: Hemibagrus wyckioides
Lineage: Eukaryota; Metazoa; Chordata; Actinopteri; Siluriformes; Bagridae
Gene: sh3bp2
Product: SH3-domain binding protein 2
Exons: 13
Coding region: 743-2602 (619 amino acids)
Biological process (GO): signal transduction
Molecular function (GO): SH3 domain binding
Source: RefSeq, a predicted model, not a curated record
GAAACAGAAGCUGGUUCCCUGUCAUCUGAUUGUUUCUAUUCACUUAUCUUUAUUACUCAGUUUGAUAUUCAAUCACAUUCUGUCUAUAAAUUCAUUGUGGUCCUCAUGCCUGGGACAAUGAAUUAAGCUGAUUAAUCUGUAAUUGCUCACGCGUCAUACCUUAACAACUAUUCUGUGGGCGACGUGUGUCUUUUUUUAACUUUAUUGCACCCACACAAUGCUCAUGUGGAAAGGAAAGCAGCGUCUGAUGCAAAUUAUGUGUAAGGGUGUGUGUUUUUGUUUUUUGCACGUUUAUUGCUCCCUGGUGGAAACUAGCUCAAGUUCAAAAGAGGAAAAGGAGAUAAUGCCCGUUUGUUGUUUGCCUUUCAUGUGGUUUGCAGUUGAAAGGUCGUGAAUGUUCGACAAAAUAUUUCUGGUUACAUUGCAACGCCGGCAAAUUUUAGUGCUCUGAAUAUUCAAGCAUAAUGAAGUUUGCUUUGGUUUGGUUACAUAUUCACAACUAAGUCAGCGUAGCAGUUCUGUCCUACAGUUGUGUACUGGAUCCGUCACGCUACAUUUCGUUGAACCUCCAGUUCCAUUUGUUCCCUGGAGUUAGAUAAUCUGCCGGCUCCACCCACUAAUGAGCUUCCAGAACAAUUUGGGAUUUGGGAUAAAAUCAGAUUCAGAGAUCUGAGGGAGUUUUUCCCCCUUCCUUUUCUGCUUCAUAUGUCUGCAUGUCCAGUCUUUCUGCACUGGCUGUCACAUGGUAGGCUUGGAACAGCAAACUCUGCUGGAAAUCUGUGACCCUCAGCACGAUCAAGAGCACAGUAGGGGAUUGUGCAUUCCCCGGGAAACGUGUUGUUUCCUUCCUUUCCUGCCCUGGCUUUGUCUGGUCCAGGGUCAAGGUUUUGACUGGAGGCAUCGCACUAAUCGGACAGGCUUUAUUAGUCGUCUGGUGCGCGCUGCACCUCCUCAGUGUUAUGUGGAUCUUAUUUGGGAUGUUGUCUCCACUACCAGCAUGUCCAGUGAGAGCAUGUCAGUGAGGGGCAUUAGGAGGCAGAUGGUUAAGAGAAAUAUGACUGCUGUGCCGAUUUCCUGGCCCGUCCCGAUGAGGGCUAUAGGAGCUCAGAAUCUUCUGACCAUGCCUGGAGGUGUUCCCAUUUCAGGGUAUCUACAUAAAAAGGGGGGAAGCCAGUUCAGCCUGAUGAAAUGGCCUCUUCGCUACAUUAUAAUCCACAAAGGCUGCGUGUACUAUUUCAAGACCAGUACGUCUGCCACACCACAGGGAGCGUUUUCCCUCAACGGCUACAACAGGGUCAUGAGAGCGACGGAGGAGACCACAUCUAGCAAUGUUUUUCCUUUUAAGAUCGUGCAUUUCAGUAAGAGGCACCGCACGUGGUAUUUUUCAGCAGCCAGUGAGGAUGAGAGAAGGAAAUGGAUGCGCUAUCUGAGGAAAGAGAUCAGCCACUAUAAUGACAAGAAGGACUGCCUGGACCCAGGUGACUCUGACUCUGAUGAAAGUUUCUAUGGUCCAAUUGAGAGCCCAAUGGAGCUCACCAAUGCCCCAGAUGACCAUGAUGGAGAUGAUGUGGAACAAAAUGAUGAAAGCGAUGAUGACGACUAUCUUAUGCCUGAUGGACCAGCAGGUCAGCCCAAAGCACCGCCUCCGUCUUACCCUCCUCCACCUGUACCCUACCAUCCCAAAGGCCCUCCACCACCACUACCCCAUCCACCCAAUAAGCCACCGAUCCCCAUCCAGAAGAAACCAACCAUUCCUGUCCCAAGCCCACUGAAUCUCUCCGAAACUACGAAAAAUGGCCCUCCUCCUGUGCUAUCUGCUCCUCCUCUUCCUCCACUACAGAAACCAGUCUUUAACAGAAUGACAGUUGUGCCAGCUACAUUCCCCACGUGCCAGAAAAAGACUGUAGGUGGAAGUGUGUCCAUUUCCACUUUCCCAGGAUAUGAGCGGAAGCCUUCUCCAACCAUGGUCAUUAAAAACCCAUCCACUGUCAAUAUCUGUGAAGACCUGGAAAAUAAACUGGUUUUGAACCCUCGUGACAGAUCUAAUACACACAAUGUGAUCAAUUCACCUGGAGACAGAAAACUCCCACCGCUGGUCUGCAAACCUCCACCCAAGGGUCCACCACCAGGGAUGAAGCCCAAACACAUUCAGAUAUCUUUACAAUCAUCGCCUGAUGGUCAAAGUUUUCGGUCCUCUGUGGAAGAGAAGCCCUUGAAAAAGAACGUCGUGUCAAACAGCGAUGAAGACUCUGACGAUAACGACUAUGAAAAUGUACAGUUGCCUGACUCCGUAUUUGUUGACACAACCGAGACCAGUGCUGUGGAAAAGUUAUUUAAAGACACGAGUGGCUCACCACCGGAUGGCCUUUACUGCAUCCGAAACUCAGGAACAAAGACCUCAAAGGUGCUGGUUGUGUGGGAUGUGAGUCUGAACAAGGCGAGAAAUUACCGUGUGUUUGAGGAGGAUGAAAUCGUUUACCUGGAGGCAGGCUUGCACUUCCCUUCUGUAGCAGCUCUGGUGGAAUAUUACCACAGCCACCCGCUGCCCAACCACGGCUCUCUGUGCUUACAGCAGCCCUUCGGCUACACACCACCCAGGUGACACCGUCCUCCGUUGAUAUCAUGGACUGAUAUUUUCAGAUCCUCAUAUCCUCAUAUCUCUAGACUCCUGGAUCCAGGCCUGUUCCCCCUGCUGGCUAUAGCAGCUCACUACAGCUGAUCAUGUGCAUCAGCCAUAAGGACAAGUAAGGCUUGCCAGUGAGAUCGCAAAAUACGGACACAUCAGGACACAAACUGCCUUCGGAUUAAAUGGAUUUAACCGUUGUGGAGCUCUAUCUCAGCUGGAAUGGACGCUCAGUUGCAUGUGAUUCCAAACUGCUGGUGGUUAUAUAACUAUUUAUACAUGUGCAUGUCUGUUCAUAUUUGAUCUUGGUGAGAUGUCACGUAGUUUUGGUUCUUAAAGGUCUCAUCUCUGAAUAACCAUUGAUAUGUGUCAUAUUCUCCAGGUCAAAUGACUACAUUUCUUGAUGUUAGAAUGUAUUGUAAAAUAUAAUUUAGGGUUACUGCCUUUCGCCCUAUGUGUGCUGGGAUAGGCUCCAGCAGACCCCCAUGACCCUAGGAGUCCUAGGAAUAAGCGGGUAUAGACAAUGAAUGAAUGAAUGAAUUUAGGGUUAUUAUAUACUGAAUAGAGCGUUAUCACCCAGUAUGUCUAUAUUUCAGUGUAAAUUCUGUUAGCAUUAUCAUUUCUGUACAAUAUUCUAUGCUAUACCUGUAUUUUAUUAUUUGUGGAAAAUGCACAUAUGUAAUUUAAACAACUAUUUGUACCAUUGUUAAGUUAUAUUUUCUACCUGAUAAAGCAUGAGUGCGAUACGAAAUAAAGAAUUACGAAACACAAGUGCAAAUGUUU